ACAACCCCCGUUCUAAACCGUAACUCCAUUUUGGUGCAUUUCUGUGUGUGGGCAUGUUGGGCUAGCUCCUUUUUAAGCAGUGCGAUGCCUGCAGCCAGGAGAAACUAGACUGGAGAAGUCGGAGGCAUUGUUUCAUCUGGGGGGAACCAAUUCGCCUGCCCUUCUCUGUCUCUUGCCAACAUACAGCUACUUUUGCAGCUAUUUAGUCUGGAAGGACAAUGUGGUAAGCCCUGCUAGGUGUUGAAGAAGAGAGCCCAGCCAAAGGAAAGAUGGCAUCAUUGUGCCCUGGGGACCAGAACUGUUAUGUGGCCACCCUUCGAAUAUUAUGUGCUGCUGCUCUCGUUGUUGCUGUUCAGAGUGCCUGUGGCCCACUACCACGUCUGAAUUAUGCUGUGCCAAAAGAGGACUACAGUAAUAGGACUUCUUUUCCUGUUGGGUUCACAGUAGAUUUCAACUGUCGCCCAGGUUAUACCAAACGUUCAACAUCUUCUCUUCGUUGCCAACGCAAUUCUGAGUGGGUAGUCCCUUUUUAUCCUUUCUGUACUGGAAGACCAUGCCCUCAUCCUGCAGCACCAGACAAUGGCCAAGUGGCCGUUCUUACGGAUCUCCAGUUCGGUUCAACAAUAAAUUUCACCUGUGAAGACGGGUACAGAUUAAUUGGAAGUUCACAGUCCAGGUGUGUGAUUGUACAAGGCGGUGUUAAUUGGGAUCGAGAUGUGCCAGUUUGUCAAUUGAUACCGUGUUUGCCUCCUCCGACAAUAAACCAUGGGACACACAACGCAGUGAGUUUGGAGGAGUUCAGCUAUGGGACAUCAGUCACUUACAAGUGUGACAACGUCAGGCCAGGAGAGAUUCCUUUCUCGCUUGUUGGAGAAGCCUCCAUUUACUGUACAUCCCAGGAUAAUCAUAAUGGAGUCUGGAGUGGGCCUCCCCCUGAAUGCAAAGCAAUUCACUGUAAAACUCCGAACCUUGACAAUGGAAGAGUAAUGAACAGAUACACCACUCUCCAUACCUUCAAAAACAUCCUGUUGAUUGAGUGUAAUAAACGUUAUACUCUCUAUGGCAGCAGCACCAUUCAGUGCAAUGAGAAUAGUACCUGGAGCCCUUCAGUACCAGUUUGCCAACGAAGCAGUUGCGAUGACCCCCCCAUGACUGAUAGGAUUACGCAACGUUCCUUUUCUUUCUCGAGCGAAGAGCCGAGCGCCGAGUUUCCAGUGGGCUCUGUGUUUACCUACACCUGUUGGCCAGGCUAUGAGUUCAGGCCUGGAGAGAACAAGUUCACUAUUACCUGUCAAAGUAACUUUCAGUGGUCUGAAGAUCCGAGUCCGUGUCAGAGAGUUUCGUGUCCAACCCCUCACAUUGACCAUGGAACGGUGGUGCUCAGUUCUUGGCUACGGGGACUCUAUGCAACAAGAGACGUGGGGAGGAAAUUCCUGUAUGACGAUACCAUUAGGAUCCAGUGCAAUCCUGGAUAUGGCUUCCACGGUGACAAUGUGAUUCUCUGCGACCAAAGUGGCAACUGGAGUCCUGCAAUACCCCAGUGUGUCCGAGUGCCUGCGUGCCCAUCCCCACAUAUUGAACACGGGACACUGGUAUCUAGCCCUGAAAUGGUGCAUACGCCUGGAAGCACUGUUGAGGUUCGGUGUAAUGCUGGUUAUGUCCUCAUUGGCCCCAAGUCGAUUGAAUGCCAGCCUGAUGAGACUUGGAAAUCUCCAGUACCCUUUUGUGAUAAAGCCUGCGGGCCCCCUCCAGAUAUUAAGCGAGGGCAGCAUUCUGGCGGCACCAAGGAACAUUUCUUCUAUGGCUCGGAGGUUAAGUACAGCUGUGCCGAGGGCUUGUCGCUGAUUGGAGAGUCUUCCAUCUACUGUACCUCGGGCGAGGACUUAAAUAUGACCUGGAGCGGGCCUGCCCCGCGCUGUGCAAUGGUUCGCUGCCCCAGACCAGUCAUUGAAAAUGGACGAAUGACUACCAGCAGGCAUGUUUUCCUAUAUGGCACCACCGUGCAGUUUUCCUGCAGCGAAGGCUACAUGAUGGAUGGGAGCAGAGAGAGCCAGUGCCAGGAGGGCAGCAUAUGGGAUCCACCUCUGCCGUCUUGUCGUCUGGUUCAGUGUCCAAAGCCAGACCUGCGACAUGGAGCAGUGACGGGCAAGCAGGUUGAAAAACCGUGGUACAGCAUGAAUGAAACCAUUACUUUCAGCUGCCCUGAGCACCACCGAUUCUUAGGGUGCUGGCAUCUGUUUACGACUGACACGUGGACGAUCACUUGUUCUGCUGACGGCAGGUGGACAGAGAUCCCCAAAUGUGUGAAAGAGGAAGAGGUGGAUAAGAUGGCAUAUGACGUUAAGGAGUUUCGGCAGUGUGAUAGUUCUCUGUUACAAGUGAGGAUCCUGCAGGAAAUGCAAAACCUGAAGCUGGAAGUCAAGAGCCUGAAGGAGGAAAUCAGACGUGUGACGUCACUGCCAGGAGUUUCGUGUCCAACCCCUCACAUUGACCAUGGAACGGUGGUGCUCAGUUCUCGGCAACAGGAACUCUAUGCAACAAGAGAUGAGGGGAGGAAAUAUCUGUAUGAUGAUAUCAUUAGGAUCCAGUGCAAUCCUGGAUAUGGCUUCCACGGUGACAAUGUGAUUCUCUGCGACCAAAGUGGCAACUGGAGUCCUGCAAUACCCCAGUGUGUCCGAGGCGGUUGCGACAACCCCCCUGUGACUAAUAAGACUAUGCAACGUUCCUUUUCUUUCUCGAGCGAAGAGCCGAGCACCGAGUUUCCAGUUGGCUCUGUGUUUACCUACACCUGUCGGCCAGGCUAUGAGUUCCGGCCUGGAGAGAACAAGCUCACUGUUACCUGUCAGAGUAACUUUCAGUGGUCUAAAGAUCCGAGUCCGUGUCGGAGAGUUUCGUGUCCAAGUCCUCACAUCGACCAUGGAACAGUGGUGCUCGGUCAGCAUCUAUGGGAACUCUAUGUAACAAGAGAUGAGGGGAGGAAAUUCCUGUAUGACGAUACCAUUACGAUCCAGUGCAAUCCUGGAUAUGGCCUCCGCGGUGACGAUUCGAUUCGCUGCAACCAAAGUGGCAGCUGGAGUUCUGCAAUACCCCAGUGUGUCCGAGGAGUUUCGUGUCCAACCCCUCACAUUGACCACGGAACGGUGAUGCUCGGUCAGCAGCUAUGGGAACUCUAUGUAACAAGGGAUGAGGGGAGGAAAUUCCUGUAUGACGAUACCAUUAGAAUCCAGUGCAAUCCUGGAUAUGGCCUCCGCGGUGAUGAUUCGAUUCGCUGCAACCAAAGUGGCAGCUGGAGUCCAGCAAUACCCCAGUGUGUCCGAGGCAGUUGCGAUGACCCCCCCAUGACUGAUAGGAUUAUGCAACGUUCCUUUUCUUUCUCGAGCGAAGAGCCGAGCACCGAGUUUCCAGUUGGCUCUGUGUUUACCUACACCUGUCGGCCAGGCUAUGAGUUCAGGCCUGGAGAGAACAAGUUCACUAUUACCUGUCAAAGUAACUUUCAGUGGUCUGAAGAUCCGAGUCCGUGUCAGAGAGUUUCGUGUCCAACCCCUCACAUUGACCAUGGAACGGUGGUGCUCGGUCAGCAGCUAUGGGAACUCUAUGUAACAAGAGAUGAGGGGAGGAAAUUCCUGUAUGACGAUACCAUUACGAUCCAGUGCAAUCCUGGAUAUGGCCUCCGCGGUGACGAUUCGAUUCGCUGCAACCAAAGUGGCAGCUGGAGUCCUGCAAUACCCCAGUGUGUCCGAGGCAGUUGCGAUGACCCCCCCAUGACUGAUAGGAUUACGCAACGUUCCUUUUCUUUCUCGAGCGAAGAGCCGAGCACCGAGUUUCCAGUUGGCUCUGUGUUUACCUACACCUGUUGGCCAGGCUAUGAGUUCAGCCCUGGAGAGAACAAGUUCACUGUUACCUGUCAAAGUAACUUUCAGUGGUCUGAGUUUCCGAGUCCGUGUCGGAGAGUUUCGCGUCCAAGUCCUCACAUCGACCACGGAACGGUGGUGCUCGGUCCUCGGCUACGGGGACUCUAUAUAACAAGAGAUGAGGGGAGGAGAUACUUGUAUGAGGAUAUCAUUAGGAUCCAGUGCAAUCCUGGAUAUGGCUUCCACGGUGACGAUUUGAUUUUCUGCGACAAAAGUGGCAGCUGGAGUCCUGCAAUACCCCAGUGUGUCCGAGUGCCUGCGUGCCCAUCCCCGCAUAUUGAACACGGGACACUGGUAUCUAGCCCUGAAAUGGUGCAUACGCCUGGAAGCACUGUUGAGGUUCGGUGUAAUGCUGGUUAUGUCCUCAUUGGCCCCAACUCGAUUGAAUGCCAGCCUGAUGAGACUUGGAAAUCUCCAGUACCCUUUUGUGAUAAAGCCUGCGGGCCCCCUCCAGAUAUUAAGCGAGGGCAGCAUUCUGGCGGCACCAAGGAACAUUUCUUCUAUGGCUCGGAGGUUAAGUACAGCUGUGCCGAGGGCUUGUCACUGAUUGGAGAGUCUUCCAUCUACUGUACCUCGGGCGAGGACUUAAAUAUGACCUGGAGCGGGCCUGCCCCGCGCUGUGCAAUGGUUCGCUGCCCCAGACCAGUCAUUGAAAAUGGACGAAUGACUACCAGCAGGCAUGUUUUCCUAUAUGGCACCACUGUGCAGUUUUCCUGCAGCAAAGGCUACAUGAUGGAUGGGAGCAGAGAGAGCCAGUGCCAGGAGGGCAGCAUAUGGAAUCCACCUCUGCCGUCUUGUCGUCUGGUUCAGUGUCCAAAGCCAGACCUGCGACAUGGAGCAGUGACGGGCAAGCAGGUUGAAAAACCGUGGUACAGCAUGAAUGAAACCAUUACUUUCAGCUGCCCUGAGCACCACCGAUUCUUAGGGUGCUGGCAUCUGUUUACGACUGACACGUGGACGAUCACUUGUUCUGCUGACGGCAGGUGGACAGAGAUCCCCAAAUGUGUGAAAGAGGAAGAGGUGGAUAAGAUGGCGUAUGACGUUAAGAAGUUUCGGCAGUGUGAUAGUUCUCUGUUACAAGUGAGGAUCCUGCAGGAAAUGCAAAACCUGAAGCUGGAAGUCAAGAGCCUGAAGGACAAAAUCAAACUUUUACAAUGAGCAGCACAGACGUGUGACCCGCAUCAAACCAAUCACAGCUUCUUUCGAUUCAGUUCAUGAGAUCGGGGUGUGCAAAGCAGAACUCUUUCCUGAUUUCACAGCUUGUGCUAAUACUCCGGGUAGGCCUGAGUGCAGUGCCUGCUGCAUCCAGGAUUAGGUUUUCUCAUGCCAGUUGUUUAGGAUUUUCUUGCUCCUUCCCUCCUCUCACACGUCUGAGCCUCCCAACCACACGAUAGGUAUUUUAGAUCACGCUCUAUCUUUUAGGGGGAGGGGCAGGUGGUUAAUCGAGAUUUGACUGAAUUGCAUGGAAGUAAACGUUUAAGUGAGACACGGUUCUGAUCCUUUGCAAGUGGAAACUCACACUAGCAACCUUCCCUCUUGCAGACAUCACACAACCAACCGCUGCUCGUAUUUAAUCGCAGUGAAUUAGAACCGAUAUAAUCGGUGCAUUUUAAGAGUGGCAUAGAUGUCGCUGUGUUUUACUUUGAAAACACGAGGGGUUGCAAAACCCAGUCUCUCUCCUAGAGUCUGGCUUUCAAAAUAUCUGCAGGUUUCCUGCCUGCUUUUUAUAGAGCUACAUUUGAUUGGCACCUGAUUAGAUGUCUGUCAACACCAUGCACACAAUAAGAGUACGUGGUGAAACUUUGCCUGCACAGGAAGGAUGAGAUGAGCUAUUGUCUCACUGCCCAAGAAAUGAGAGGGCUUUUUUCUUGCCUGCACCUUUGUGAUUAAGUUGCUUUUUGGUCACUCUUGCAUUCCAAUAAAAUGCCAUUGCAUUAA
Alligator mississippiensis (American alligator) is the source of this 5849-nucleotide messenger RNA. Its product is annotated as complement receptor type 2-like. Gene Ontology annotation, biological process: negative regulation of complement activation, classical pathway. NCBI's taxonomy places the organism in Eukaryota, Metazoa, Chordata, Crocodylia, Alligatoridae. The transcript has 27 exons. The record is from RefSeq and is a predicted model, not a curated record. The coding region runs from base 270 to 5069 and encodes 1599 amino acids.